AUGGAAGACGAGGCCCUGAAGUACAAGAGCCCAAGCGUAGCCGGCAAGCUACAGUUAGAGGCUUGGCUUCAUGCGCAUGACCAUCGUCCUUAUCCUGCCUAUCACGACAUCGAAGGGUCAUGGGCCUUUUCAGGGUUUACGUUCUUUUUGGACCAUGCCCAAGCUGAUCCAUAUGCGCUUCCCAGCAAAGCGCGUGUUCGUGUAUCGCAUGCUGAUGCCCAAUUUCCUCCUGACAUGCUAGUGUCCUCUGUUCGACGUACAGCUCUUGCGGAUUUUUUGCUUCGUCGAAUCUAUGAGGAAUGCAUGCAACGGCGAUAUGAUGUGAAACUUGGUGGGCAGGGAUGGGCCGGCGGUAAAGGUGGCCAGAUUCAAGUCGAUGAGCCUGGUCAAUAUGUCUUGGAGCGAACAGCCGUUGUCGUGGACGAGCAUGGUAUCGAGGUACGGUUCCUGGUAGGCCUACCUGCGCGUGGACGAAGUAUUAUGGGCGCCUUUGCAGCUUCUCUUUUGUGUGAAAAGGUGCCUAGGUUGGUGGAGCGUGGUCUGUACUAUACCAGUUACGAACCGUCUGCCCUAUGGGCGCAUAUCCAUGGUGUUGAGGAUCAAAGUGCUCUUCGCGAACAACUCUCGUCUCUGGGUCUACGCGGUGAUUCAGAUCUUCCAGCAGACGAGUGUGUGGCGUUUACCAGCCCACCAUCCCUGCAAGUCUCGAUCUCUGUGCCUCAUGCGGGCACCAUCCAUGGCAUGGGUAUCCGUGCUGGCUCUCUGUAUGUAUGUGUGGGCGGUGGCUUCCAUGGCAAAUCUACCUUCCUUUCUGCUAUGGCUUUGGGGUCGUACAAUUUUGUGCCGGGGGAUGGACGGGAGUUUGUAUGUACGUCGCCCCAUGUUGCGACUGUACGGUCUGAAGAUGGACGUGCGGUGCACAAUGUCUGCAUUGAUCCCUUCAUAUCCAAUUUGCCAAAUGGGAGCGAUACACAGUCUUUUUCCACUGCCAAUGCAUCAGGAAGUACGUCCUGUGCGGCCGCGUUAAUGGAGGCGCUCGAGUUGGGGGCCGAUUUGCUCGUAUUGGAUGAGGAUACGACAGCGUCGAAUUUCCUUGUCCGUGAUGCACUCAUGCAGGCCUUAGUGACGUCAGAGCCUAUUACCCCGCUGGUCAUGCAUAUACGUCCACUUCUUGCACAAACAGGCGUAUCGGUCCUUCUUGUGAGUGGCGCAUCUAGCGCGUUUUUGCCUGUGGCUGAUGUCGUAGUGCAGAUGGACCGGUAUGAGAUGAAAGAUGUGACCAUGCAUGCGAAGACACUGUGCGAAGCACAGCACGUUGAGCCUGCACCCUCGUCGUCGAAAGCUGUGUUUGCAUCGCUCCCUACACGCACAUUUUCUAUGCCUCUGUCUCUGGACAAAUCUUCGACCAAGCAUCGCCAUGCGAUUCAUGUGGGCCAGGAUGUAUGGGAUCUUCAUGCGAUUCCUCAGUUAGUGCAUCCCAGCCAAACUCGAGCGAUUGAAGCGUUAGCACGUCGGUGGUCUGCAUCGACAUCGACGACAGUCUCCCUUCGCACCUUGCUUGACGAAGUGGAACGUGAACUCGAUACGCACGGCGUCGACGCUCUGAUGGAUCGCUGGCCCAACGGAUUUUACGCGCGGCCUAGGCGCCUGGAUAUCGGAAGCGCACUCAAUCGCCUACGACACAUAAAAUUUCAAAGUACAUAG
Molecule: messenger RNA, 1704 nt
Organism: Malassezia pachydermatis
Lineage: Eukaryota; Fungi; Basidiomycota; Malasseziomycetes; Malasseziales; Malasseziaceae
Exons: 4
Coding region: 1-1704 (567 amino acids)
Source: RefSeq, a predicted model, not a curated record